AUGUCGGACACCGAGCCCCAACCGAAGCCAGAAGGUGGCUCUGAGCACAUCAACAUCAAAGUGACCGACUCGGGAGGUCAAGAGACCCAUUUCAAGAUCAAGAUGGCGACCAAACUCACCAAACUCAUGACCGCCUACGCGGACAGACAAGGCGCAGCUGCCAACUCCGUACGAUUUCUGUACGACGGUAGACGGCUGACCGGCAAUGAGACGCCGCAAGAACUGGACAUGGAGGACGGAGAUACGAUCGAGUGCCACAUCGAGCAGGUCGCUGGGUGGCUUGUAGACAGACUGUGCGAGAGGUUGUGGUCUCAUUAUAUCGCCUUCCGCUCGGCCUUCUGCUCGUCUAUCCGACGGCAUCAGACUUUACUGUCUUUUUCUUCGAUGCAGUCUGUAUACGUUGCCUUCGUCGCCUCGAGCGACUGA
Molecule: messenger RNA, 426 nt
Organism: Mixia osmundae IAM 14324
Lineage: Eukaryota; Fungi; Basidiomycota; Mixiomycetes; Mixiales; Mixiaceae
Exons: 4
Coding region: 1-426 (141 amino acids)
Biological process (GO): protein sumoylation
Cellular component (GO): nucleus; septin ring
Molecular function (GO): ubiquitin-like protein ligase binding; protein tag activity
Source: RefSeq, a predicted model, not a curated record